Molecule: messenger RNA, 3864 nt
Organism: Rangifer tarandus platyrhynchus (Svalbard reindeer)
Lineage: Eukaryota; Metazoa; Chordata; Mammalia; Artiodactyla; Cervidae
Source: the annotation of a GenBank genome assembly
AUGGAGUGGAAAAUACUUCCCAUUUACUCGUUGCUGCUGUUUUCUGUUUUCUCAAUUCAGCAAGUUUCUUCUCAAGAUGUAGCAAGCUGUGCGGGGAGAUGUGGGGAAGGGUAUUCUAGAGAUGCCAUCUGCAACUGUGACUAUAACUGUCAACACUACAUGGAGUGCUGCCCUGACUUCAAGAAGGUCUGCACCGUGGAGCUUUCCUGUAAAGGCCGCUGCUUCGAAUCCUUUGCAAGAGGGAGGGAGUGUGACUGCGACUCAGACUGUAAGAAGUACGGCAAGUGCUGUUCCGAUUACAGCACUUUCUGCGAAGAAGUGCAUAACCCCACAACACCUCCACCUCCAAAGACUGCACCUCCACCUUCAGGAGCAUCUCAGACCAUCAAAUCAACAACCAAACGUUCACCCAAAUCACCAAACAAGAAGAAGACUAAGAAAGUUAUAGAAUCAGAGGAAAUAACAGAAGAACAUUCUGUUUCUGAAAAUCAAGAGUCUUCCUCCUCCUCUUCCUCUUCCUCUUCAACUAUUCGGAAAAUCAAGUCUUCCAAAAAUUCAGCUGCUAAUAGAGAAUUAAAGAAGAAACCCAAAGUAAAAGAUAACAAGAAGAAAAGAACUCCUAAAAAGAAACCUACCCCAGAACCACCAGUUAUAGAUGAAGGUGGAAGUGGACUGGAUAAUGGUGAUUUCAAGCUCACCCCAACUCCUAACAUUCCCACCACUCAACGUAAUAAAGUUACCACAACUCCCAAGAUUACAACAGUAAAACCAACACUUCCUAAGCCCAGUCUUCCACCUAAAUCUGACACAACUAAAGAGACACCUUCGACAGUCCACACAGAGACAACAGUUGAAACUAAAGAGACUUCUACAACAAAUAAGCAGACUUCCACUAGCGCAAAAGAGAAGACUACUUCAGCUAAAGAGACACGAACUGCAGAGAAUACAUCUACUAAAGGUCUUGCACCCACACCUGAAGUUCCUGCUACAUCUACACCCAAAGCUGAAACUAUAACCAAAUCCCCUACACCCACCACCCCGAAGGAGUCUGCACCCACCACCCCCAAGGAGCCUGCUCCCACCACCCCCAAGGAGCCUGCUCCCACCACCCCCAAGGAGCCGGCACCCACCACCCCCAAGGAGCCUGCUCCCACCACCACCCCCAAAGAACCUGCACCCACCACCCCUAAGGAGCCUGCUCCCACCACUCCCAAGGAGCCUGCACCCACCACCCCCAAGGAGCCUGCUCCCACCACCCCCAAGGAGCCUGCACCCACCACCCCAAAGGAGCCUGCUCCCACCACCCCCGAGGAGCCUGCACCCACCACCCCCAAGGAGCCUGCACCCACCACCCCCGAGGAGCCGGCACCCACCACCCCCGAGGAGCCGGCUCCCACCACCACCCCAAAGGAGCCUGCACCCACCACUCCCAAGGAGCCUGCACCCACCACCCCCAAGGAGCCUGCUCCCACCACCCCCAAGGAGCCUGCACCCACCACCCCCGAGGAGCCUGCUCCCACCACCCCAAAGGAGCCUGCUCCCACCACCCCCGAGGAGCCUGCUCCCACCACCCCCGAGGAGCCUGCACCUACCACCCCCGAGGAGCCUGCACCCACCACCCCCGAGGAGCCUGCUCCCACCACCCCAAAGGAGCCUGCUCCCACCACCCCCAAGGAGCCGGCACCCACCACCCCCAAGGAGCCUGCACCCACCACCCCCGAGGAGCCUGCACCCACCCCCCACAAGGAGCCUGUUCCCACCACCAAGGAGCCUGUUCCCGCCACCCCCAAGGAGCCUGCUCCCACCACCCCUAAAGAGCCUGCACCUACUCCCAAGGAGCCCGCUCCCACCACCCCGAAGGAGCCUGCUCCCACCACCCCGAAGGAGCCCGCUCCCACCACCAAGGAGCCCGCUCCCACCACCCCCAAGGAGCCUGCACCCACCACCCCCAAGGAGCCUGCUCCCACCACCCCCAAGGAGCCUGCACCCACCACCCCCAAGGAGCCGGCACCCACCACCCCCAAGGAGCCUGCUCCCACCACCCCCAAGGAGCCUGCACCCACCACCCCCAAGGAGCCUGCAUCCACCACCCCCAAGGAGCCUGCUCCCACCACCCCCAAGGAGCCUGCACCCACCACCCCCAAGGAGCCUGCUCCCACCACCCCGAAGGAGCCUACAUCUCCUCCAAGUUCUCCUGAUAUACCUGCUCCAACCACCUCAGAGACCUCUACUUCAACUACCACAGUGGAGCCUCCCACUACUCCAAAGAGCCCUGCUGAAUCAACUCCUCAACCUCCUAUAGAACCCACACCAAAGGCUCUUGAAAACAGUCCCAAGGAGCCUGCAGUACCCACAAUCAAGGCUCCUAAAGUGAACAAACCUGAAAUGACUACAACAGUUAAAGACAAGUCCACAGAAAAAGACAUACAUUCUACACCUGAAAUUACAACAGCUGUAGCUAAGAUUAUAACAGAGGCAGCAACUAAAACAGAAAAGACUACUGAAUCCAAAAUACUAAGUACAACCACAGAUGCAACAUCUACCACAACCAAAGAUACCACAACAUCAUCCAAAAUUACUCCUAAAGCAACUCUUGCACCUAAAGUAAUGACUACAACAAAGAAGACGACCAAGAAGACUACGAGCAAACCUGAACAGACCACAGCUGUACCAAAAGGCACAGCUACUAAUUCUCAAGUGACAACUCCUAAACCUCAGAAACCAACCAAAGCACCCAAAAAGCCCACUUCAACCAAAAAGCCAAGAACACCUAGAGUGAGAAAACCAAAGACUACACCAACUCCCCCAAAGAUGACGACAUCAGCAGUGCCUGAACCGACUCCUACCUCUUUACCAGAAGCCAUGCUCCAAACCACCACCAGCCCUACCCCAACCCCCAACUCAGAAAUAAUUGAGGUAAACCCAAAGAAUGAGGAUGGAGAUGCUGCUGAAGGAGAAAAACCUCAUGUGAUUUUCAGGCCCCCUGUGCUAACUCCUAUAGUUAUUCCAGGCACUGAAAUCAUAGUGAGAGGACCCAGUCAAGGCUUCGGCAUCAGCCCCAUGUUUUCAGAUGAAACUAAUUUAUGCAAUGGUAGGCCAGUAGAUGGACUGACUACUUUGCGUAACGGGACAUUAGUUGCAUUUCGAGGUCAUUAUUUCUGGAUGCUAACUCCAUUCAGUCCACCAUCUCCACCUCGGAGAAUUACUGAAGUUUGGGGCAUUCCCUCCCCCAUUGAUACUGUUUUUACGAGAUGCAACUGUGAAGGAAAGACUUUCUUCUUUAAGGGUUCUCAGUACUGGCGUUUCACCAAUGACAAAAAAGAUGCAGGAUAUCCCAAACUAAUUUCCAAAGGAUUUGGAGGACUAAGUGGAAAAAUAGUGGCAGCUCUCUCAAUAGCUCAAUACAAGAACAGACCUGAAUCUGUGUAUUUUUUCAAGAGAGGUGGCAGUGUUCAGCAGUACACUUACAAACAGGAACCCACCCAAAAGUGUACUGGAAGAAGGCCUGCUAUAAACUAUUCUGUGUAUGGAGAAACAGCACAGGUUAGGAGACGUCGAUUUGAACGUGCUAUAGGACCUUCUCAAAUACACACCAUCAGAAUUCACUACUCACCCAUCAGAGUCCCUUAUCAAGACAAAGGUUUCCUCCAUAAUGAAGUUAAAGUGAGUACACUGUGGACAGGACUUCCAAAUGUGGUUACUUCAGCAAUAUCACUGCCCAACAUCAGAAAACCUGAUGGCUAUGAUUACUAUGCCUUUUCUAAAGAUCAAUACUAUAACAUCGACGUGCCAAGGAGGACAGCAAGAGCCAUUACUACUCGUUCUGGGCAGACUUUAUCCAAUAUCUGGUACAACUGUCCUUAG